Messenger RNA from Brassica oleracea var. oleracea, 1272 nucleotides. RefSeq names its product developmental protein SEPALLATA 1. Gene Ontology annotation, cellular component: nucleus. Gene Ontology annotation, molecular function: RNA polymerase II cis-regulatory region sequence-specific DNA binding; DNA-binding transcription factor activity, RNA polymerase II-specific; protein dimerization activity. The transcript has 7 exons. Bases 271 to 1071 code for a protein of 266 amino acids. The record is from RefSeq and is a predicted model, not a curated record. Lineage: Eukaryota; Viridiplantae; Streptophyta; Magnoliopsida; Brassicales; Brassicaceae. Gene Ontology annotation, biological process: positive regulation of transcription by RNA polymerase II.
AAAACACACCACCAAACCCUAACCUCACCUUCACAAAUUUUCUUAUCUUUAGCUCCCAAUAGAUUCUAUUUCCACAGAAAAUCUCAACUAGAUUCACAUCCUCCACACACUUCCAAACACAUAAAGAGAGAGAGAAACAAGAACCCUAUGGUCUUGUUCUUGAAGUUAGGGCAUAUCUGCUUCUCAAGACCCUAAAGAACAAAAAGAUCAGAUCUCAGAUUUUUUGUUUGUCUCUGUAUAUAGAUAAACAUUUUACAUACCAAUAUUUGUAUGCAUAUAUAUAUAAAAGAGAGGAAACUACAGAGCAACAAAAAUAAAAUGGGAAGGGGAAGAGUAGAGCUGAAGAGGAUAGAGAACAAGAUCAACAGACAAGUAACGUUUGCAAAACGUAGGAACGGUUUGUUGAAGAAAGCUUACGAAUUGUCUGUUCUUUGUGAUGCUGAGGUUGCUCUCAUCAUCUUCUCCAACCGUGGCAAGCUCUAUGAGUUCUGCAGCUCCUCUAACAUGAUCAAGACACUGGAACGGUACCAGAAAUGCAGUUAUGGUUCUAUUGAAGUCAACAACAAACCUGCCAAAGAACUUGAGAAUAGCUACAGAGAGUAUCUGAAGCUCAAGGGUAGAUAUGAGGGCCUUCAGCGUCAACAAAGAAAUCUUCUUGGGGAGGAUUUAGGACCUCUGAAUUCAAAGGAGUUAGAGCAGAUUGAGCGUCAACUAGAUGGCUCUCUCAAGCAAGUUCGCUCCAUCAAGACACAGUACAUGCUUGACCAGCUCUCUGACCUUCAAACCAAAGAGCAAAUGUUGCUUGAAACCAAUAGAGCUUUGGCUAUGAAGCUGGAUGAUAUGAUUGGUGUGAGAAGUCAUCAUAUGGGUGGAGGAGGAGGAGGAUGGGAAGGCAAUGAACAUAAUGUUUCCUAUGCGCAUCAUCAAGCUCAGUCUCAAGGACUAUUCCAGCCUCUUGAAUGCAAUCCAACUCUUCAGAUGGGGUAUGACAAUCCAGUAUGCUCAGAGCAGAUAACUGCAACAACACAAGCUCAGGCACAGCCCGGUUACAUUCCAGACUGGAUGCUCUGAAAGUCAUGUGAGAUCAUUCUACUGCUGUGAUCAAUCUCGCCAACAAAUUAAAAGACCUGUUCGAUAUAUAAGAAAGUGUAGACACAAGACUUUGAAUUUGUAGACAUAAUAUGUAAUGUCCUGAGGAUCUCCAGUACAUUUGUGUAUUUUGGGAAACCUUGCUAUAUUAAGGGUUGCAAUAUGUGGAACUUGAUUAAACCU